Molecule: messenger RNA, 3195 nt
Organism: Mytilus californianus (California mussel)
Lineage: Eukaryota; Metazoa; Mollusca; Bivalvia; Mytilida; Mytilidae
Product: carbohydrate sulfotransferase 11-like
Exons: 3
Coding region: 24-1064 (346 amino acids)
Biological process (GO): carbohydrate biosynthetic process
Cellular component (GO): membrane
Molecular function (GO): sulfotransferase activity
Source: RefSeq, a predicted model, not a curated record
CGGACAUAAUAAAAUUUAGUGAAAUGUUUAUGAAAAGUACCAGAAAGUUAAGAACUCCGUUGACAUUUAUAGCUGGUUUGAUAAUUGGGAGCUUAUUUUUAAAAUGUAAAACAAAUCAAUAUAACAGUUCUAUGAUCACUGUUACUAGACCGGAGCAGCAUUUAAAGUCAAUCGCUCAAGAAGAGAACACUUUAAUUAAUCGAAGCUUUACUGACGAACCAGAAAUUAGAGCACAUCAACUCCAGAACUUAUGUAGAAAGCUUAAAGACAUUGGACAUAUUCCCAUAGCAAUACCGAGAAAUAGUUACCAGUAUAUGUAUGUAAAUGACGAGUACAAAUUUAUAUUUUGUAUGAUGCCGAAAUUGGCAUGUACAAACUGGAAAAGAAUAUUUCUAGCGUUGAGUGAUAAGUUUCCAAAUAAAGACUUCGUUUUUAAUAAAAUGUGGUCUGGUGAUGUGCAUGAUACCUGGGCAAAAUAUGGAAACACCCUGGACAAAUAUUCAUUUCCUGAAAUUCAGAAAAAGCUGCAAACAUACAAGAAACUCGUGUUUGUUCGUGAUCCUUUUGAAAGACUACUCUCAGCUUUUAAAGACAAAAUGUUUCGAAAAGACUCGACGGUCUUUCAAAAUAUUGCAGAAAAAAUAAUCAGAUUUAAGAGAAGUAAAGAAGUAAACCGUAGUGAACCGAUAAAAUUUGUUGAGUUCGUUAAAUAUUUGACUGACCCAGAUACUUUUGAGUUAUCUUAUGAACAGCACUGGGCAAAAUAUCAAUAUCUAUGUCAACCUUGUUUGAUGAACUAUGAUUUUGUCGGUAAAUUUGAAACAAUCAAAAAUGACAUUAGAAAGGCUUUCGGAUACAUGGGAAUUAAAAUAUUCAAUGAGACAGUUUUCCCCGACAGAAGCGUAUCUUACAAAAAUACAGAAAGUUCCAAAAUCACUCAAACAUUUUACAACAAAAUACCUAAAAUCUAUCUGAAAAAACUAUGGCAUCUGUAUAAAUUUGAUUAUCAGAUAUUUUCUUACCAAACGCCAGAAUAUGUGUCAGGCAUCGAUGAAUACAAAUAAUGUUAAUAUAAAAGAUUUUUGUUAAUCGACAAUGAUACUUGUGUGCCUUUCUGUAUGUCUGCAAUAACAAGUGAUUACUGUAAUUGAAUUACAUUCUUUAUUCAUGUCACUUUCAUUGGAACAAAUAUAAUUACAUUUAACAUGCAUAUAAAAAUACAGAUGUCUUAUAGACAACAAAGUCCUCAUUAUGUGAAUUAAUUAUUUAUCAUUGUGCGUAGAUUUUCGUGGAUUUCCAACGAACUUCUAAAAAAUACAGACAAUGAUUGAAAUGAAUAUGAUUAAAAAGCGAGAGAAUAGAGAAAGGGGGCAAUCGAAAUUCAUAAGUCCAAUAAAAACAAACACUGUGGCCAAAAGUGAAAACAAUGAAAAGAAAACACACCCAGUUUUGGUGGGGUUCGUGUUGCUCAGUCUUUGGUUUUCUACGUUGUUUUGUGUACUGUUGUUUGUCUGUUUGUCUUUUUUCCUUUUUAGCCAUGGCGUUGUCAAUUUAUUUUCGAUUUAAGAGUUUGAAUGUCCCUUUGGUAUCCUUCGCCUCUCUUUUUCAACAAUAAUAGAACGUUACACAAAAAAUUAAAGAUUGAGCGACACAAACCCCAACAAAUACCGAGGGAAAUCUCGGGUGCUCAGUAAGCAGUUUCUGCUCUACCUGUCGUUUUUAUCAUGCAAGUACAAACCCAGCAAUGGGUCGCAUUCGGGAAUGUCAUAUUUGAGCAAUAGAGGAAUGACAAUUGGAACAUAUGCGUGGUCAUCUGUGACGUAGAUAUUCCAUAAUGGUUAGCCAAAAUUGUAAUGGCGUCCAUAAAACUUUCGAAUGAAUGACUUCAAUUUUACCACUUGGAACCCUUGAUGCAAUAGCUUCAUUAACCAUCUAUCAAAGAAAUCAUAGGAAAUAAGUUGCUUUUAUAUAAGUACACAGGAACAUAUAAAUUGACGGGACCUUACACUACCUAAUUAUAGUUAGAUAUACUGUUCCCAGAAGUACAUGAUAUAUCAGAGUAAACUAUCUUCAAAUCCAAAUUUUAACUACAAGAAUAAAGUGUAUUUAUCUUUUUUGUUACAUAAUCAUUUUAUCAAAUGAAAACAGAGUGUUUAUAAAUAUCAUUUGAUUCGAUAAAAUAUUUUUUUAACUGAAGUUAAAGCAAAUUUGAUUUUUUUUCUUCUAUAUUGUUAACAGUCCGUAGAACAUUAGACUGAUACGCAAUUGAGGGUAAAAAUAUAUAAGAAGAUGUAGUAUGAGUGCCAAUGAGACAACUCUCCAUCCAAGUCACAAUUUGUAAAAGUAAACAAUUAUAGGUCAAAGUACGGCCUUCAACACGGAGCCUUGGCUCACACCAAACAGCAAGCUAUAAAGGGCCCCAAAAAUGACUAGUGUAAAACCAUUCAAACAGAGAAACCAACGGUCUAAUCUACAUAAAAAACGAGAAACGAGAAAUACUUAUGAACCAAAUCAACAAACGACAACCAUUGAACAUCAGGUUCCUGACUUAGGACAGGUGCAAACAAAUGCAGCGGGUUUAAACGUUUUAAUAGGCGCCAACAUUCACCCUACCUGAAACAAUAGUGUAACAUCACAACAUAGAAAAAUCAUUUCUGAUAUAGCAAUAAACAAUAUAAUUUAUAAAAGCAUAGAAAAAAGUAUGUUAUGUCUUUUCUUGAACACAAAACGUAUCUUUGUAAGAAAAAAAAUGUUUUCGGAGUUUGGAGAAAAAAAAUAUAUAACGUAUAAGAUCAUAUAAAUCAGAGUGCUUAAACAGGACAGCCAAAUGAGUUAUAACCUUAUUUACUCUGUAAUUACACAAUUCAUAAACUGAAAAUUUACAAGCAAAAUGUAUCAUUUAUACCAUUAAAAUUACAUGCCUCGUAUAAAUGAUUUAUCUACGCAACCCAUCGACUUAUUCAUGAAAAAUUACAAAUGUAAUGUAUACAAUAUCAUACAGCACGUGUUCGUCAUACUUGACAAUCUAAUGAGCUUGUUUUAAAGUCUUCAGUGCUCGUUGAUUGGUCCAUUCUGAUAAAGUUUAGUAUCAUUGUAAGAAAUUUUCUGGAAGUUUGAGCCCUUUCUAGGUCACGUGAUGACGAUGUACCGUAUUGUUCAUCUUCUAUAUUGGGAAUCAUUGGACACUGUACGGCU